UUUAAACUGUAGCAUUUCCUGUUGCUACACUGUUAUCAUUCCCGAAAAUGGCGAAUUUAGCAGCUGCCGUUGUUGCUGCCGCUGGCAGAGAUCCCGCGGUUGAUCGUUCAUUGCGCUCUGUUUUUGUGGGAAACAUUCCAUAUGAGGCCACAGAAGAGCAGCUAAAAGACAUUUUUUCAGAAGUCGGGCUCGUUGUAAGUUUCAGGUUGGUGUACGAUCGGGAGACCGGCAAACCAAAGGGAUAUGGCUUCUGUGAGUACCAGGACCAGGAGACGGCGCUCAGUGCCAUGAGAAACCUCAAUGGACGAGAGUUCAGUGGCCGAGCUCUCCGCGUGGACAACGCUGCUAGUGAGAAGAACAAAGAAGAGCUUAAGAGUCUGGGGACGGGAGCCCCCAUUAUUGAGUCUCCCUACGGAGACAACAUCAUGCCAGAUGAGGCCCCGGAGUCCAUCAGCAGAGCUGUGGCCAGUCUCCCCCCCGAACAAAUGUUUGAGCUCAUGAAACAGAUGAAGCUGUGUGUGCAAAACAGUCCCCAGGAGGCCAGAAACAUGCUGCUGCAGAACCCCCAGCUGGCCUUUGCCCUGCUCCAGGCCCAGGUGGUCAUGAGAAUCGUGGAUCCGGAGAUCGCCCUGAAAAUGCUUCACAGACAGACCCCUGUGCAGCCAUUGGUUCCCAACAGUCAAGCUGGACCAAUCCCGGUGGCCAACCAGCCUAUUGCCCCGCCCAACGCUCCAGUGUCCCAGCCCCAGCCCAUGCCGGGGAUGCACAUGAACGGAGCCCCUCAGAUGAUGCAGCCUCCUCCCAUGGGUGGAGGCCCGGGGCCCAUGCCAGGGCAGGGACCUGUGGGACCCCCAGGUGGGAUCCAGCCGCCAAUAGGAAUGCCUCAGGGAGGUCCCGUUCCGAUCGAUAGGGGACAAGGAACUCUCCAGCACUCUCCUGUAGGAUCGUCUGGGCAGGCUGCUAUCGAGCGGCCUCAAGGGCCAGGUGGUAUUCCCCCCCGAGGCCUGCUUGGCGACGGCCCUAACGACCCCAGAGGAGGAACUCUGCUCUCGGUCACAGGGGAGGUCAUUGAACCCAGCCGAGGAGGAGGGUUCAUUGGAGGGCCCCCUUCACACCAGGUGCCCCCCAUGCACAUGAACCAGAUGGCUGGCGGGCCUCCUCCAGACAUGCGGCCGCCCCAUGACAUGAGAGGUCCACCCAUGGGUGAGCCCAGAGGCAUGAUGGGAGAGCCCCGGGGCCCCCCCAUGAUGGAGCAGCGGGGCCCCCCCAUGAUGGAGCAGCGGGGCCCCCCCAUGAUGGAACCCCGAGGCCCCCCUAUGAUGGAACCCAGAGGCCCCCCCAUGGAGUCCAGAGGUCGCGACCCCCGAGCGAUGGAUGCCCGUGGACCAGGGUCCAGCCAGAGGGUUCCCAUGGCCCAGGGAAUGCAGGGCCCCCCCCCACAUUCUAUGAAUCCUAAUGCCCCCCCACCUGCCAGACCGGGUUCUGGCGUACCUCAGUCGGGUGGUGGCUUCAGCCCAGGGCAAAGCCAGGUGACGUCACAGGACCAUGAGAAGGCUGCCUUGAUCAUGCAGGUUCUCCAGCUGACCCCAGAACAGAUUGCCAUGCUUCCUCCAGAGCAAAGGCAGAGCAUCCUCAUCCUCAAAGAACAGAUCCAGAAGACUGCUGGGGCACCCUGAAAAGAACCCCAGUCCCAGACACGCUGUACCCCCAUAAUAAGGUUAAGACUGACAGACUCCGCCCCCCCGGCAAUGUUCGUGUUGGAUGUUCCAGAAGAUGUCAUCUUUAUUUUAUUUUAAAUUUUGUAUUGUGGUUAUUUUUUUUUCUUAUUUUAUUGCAAGUUUAAUGCAUUUGUGAUUUAAAAAAUGUCCGUUUAUAUUUAAACGGGAACACUAUGGUAAAAGUCUUACGGAGAAGUGUUGCUGGGUGUUCCGUGAUUGGUUUUCAUUCUGUUUCCCGAAAGCCAACAUUUUUGUGGUUAGAACUUGUUGUUACUGGUCUGGGUUUUAGUUCAUCAAUAAAAGACACUUCCCCUAA
Molecule: messenger RNA, 2034 nt
Organism: Esox lucius (northern pike)
Lineage: Eukaryota; Metazoa; Chordata; Actinopteri; Esociformes; Esocidae
Gene: cstf2
Product: cleavage stimulation factor, 3' pre-RNA, subunit 2
Exons: 15
Coding region: 48-1676 (542 amino acids)
Biological process (GO): mRNA 3'-end processing
Cellular component (GO): mRNA cleavage and polyadenylation specificity factor complex
Molecular function (GO): mRNA binding
Source: RefSeq, a predicted model, not a curated record